Molecule: messenger RNA, 609 nt
Organism: Dovyalis caffra
Lineage: Eukaryota; Viridiplantae; Streptophyta; Magnoliopsida; Malpighiales; Salicaceae
Source: the annotation of a GenBank genome assembly
AUGACUACAAAAAAGAAUGAUGGUGAUGUUAAGGAUGAGGCUGUGAGUGGUGGUGCUGUUUUGGGGAUUUCCGAGAGUGUGUUUGUUGAGGAGAUUUCAGCUGGAGUUUCUAUACCAUGUUAUGGAGUGACUGAUGAGGUUUUGAUUAGUGUUUCUGUUCCAGGGGUUGAAAUGGAUUCUAUUGGGGUUUUUCUUCCAGUUUGUGCUCAUUUGGGCUCAGCUUUGGAGACUCAAAUUCACAAACCCAAAGACCACGUAGAAGACAACCCUCACCACCCCUUAGACCCACUUACCAUGCAAGAAGUCAACAAUGUGCGGACCAUUAUCUCAACUUCUCCACCUUUUUGCCUUCUUUUCCAGCUAUUCACUCCCUAUCCCUUGAUGAAUGAACCUCACAAGGAUUUGGUCUUGGACUGGAAAGAAGGUGACCCUCUUCCUCCUCGCAAAGCACUUGUAAUUGCACCAUUGAAUGGUCAAUCGCAUGUGCUCUCUGUUGACUUUGAUUUGGGCCUGGUCACAAGCAAUGAAAUCAACCAUGGCUCAGGUUACCCGAUGUUAACGAUGGACGACAUUUCGGUGGCAAUGCAAGUCGCUCUCUCUUACAAGUAG